This is a messenger RNA of Lynx canadensis (Canada lynx), 945 nucleotides long. RefSeq names its product kallikrein related peptidase 12 (gene KLK12). Lineage: Eukaryota; Metazoa; Chordata; Mammalia; Carnivora; Felidae. Gene Ontology annotation, molecular function: serine-type endopeptidase activity. Gene Ontology annotation, biological process: proteolysis. The coding region runs from base 154 to 945 and encodes 263 amino acids. The transcript has 6 exons. The record is from RefSeq and is a predicted model, not a curated record.
AGGAGGGGGACAGGUGGGGCAGCAUGACAGGUGGCUGAGAAGCCAGGUGGACAGUGGGAGAGUUGACUGGCGGGGUGGCCAGUGGAUGACAGGACAGGCAGGUGGUGGACAGACAGAUAGCAGAGGCAGACAGGCUGGAACUGUGACAGCUACAUGGAGGCCCCAGCAAGCAGGGGGACAAGGACCUGGAGGUGGCUCACCCUGGGCUCCAGCAUCCUGUUGCUCCUGUGUGUUUCUGGGCUCAGCCAACCGGCCACAGAGAAGAUCAUUAAAGGCAAGGAGUGUGCCCGUCACUCACAGCCUUGGCAAGUAGGGCUGUUUGAGGGCACCAGUCUGCGUUGUGGGGGGGUCCUCACUGGCCGCAGAUGGGUCCUCACAGCUGCUCACUGCAGUGGCAGCAGGUACUGGGUGCGCCUGGGGGAGCACAGUCUUAGCCGUCUGGACUGGACGGAGCAGAUCCGACGCAGCAGCUUCUCCGUGACCCACCCCGGCUACCAGAGAGCCAGGCACAGCCAUGACAAUGACCUCCGGCUCCUGCGACUGGGCACACCCGUCCGCUUGACCCGCAGCGUCCAGCUCCUGCCCCUGCCCACCACCUGUGCAGCGGCUGGCACCAAGUGCCACAUCUCAGGCUGGGGCAUCACCAAUCAGCCAGGGAAACCAUUCCCGGACCUGCUCCAAUGCCUCAAUGUCUCCAUCGUUUCCAGCGCUGCCUGCCAGGCUCUGUUCCCCGGGAAAAUCACGGACAACAUGGUGUGUGCCAGCGGCGCUGAUGGGGCGGAUGCCUGCCAGAGUGACUCUGGUGGCCCUCUGGUCUGUGACGAGACCCUGCAGGGCAUCCUUUCAUGGGGCAUUUACCCCUGCGGCUCUGCUCAGCAUCCAGCUGUCUACACUCAAAUCUGCAAGUACACCUCCUGGAUAGAGAAAACCCUGCGCUCCAACUGA